GAGAAAAAGGAGACUGGAGAGAGAAACAGUAAAUAGGGGAGAGUGAGACACAGAAGGAAGUCUGAUGGAAACCAAUCCUGCUGUCACUUUGUUUUUUAUGGCUUUCUCCUGGUAUUCCUGGAGAUGCAGCAUGAUGUAGUUACAGGAGUUACCGCUUCGCUAUCUGUUCUUUCAUUACUUACUCCUGAAUGUUCCUUUGAAAAAUGGCUACUUCUGAUAACCUGUCCGGAGAGACCGUGAUUGUCCGACACAUCCCUCUGAUUCAUGGUCAGUCUGUGGGUUGUCACAUUUAUACCCCAGAAUCGAGACCGAGACGGCCCUGCUCUUUGAGUCUGACUCACAGUAUCUCACUGCCUGAAAGAGAAAACCUCCCAAAUGAAGCACUGAAUGGUGACUUCCAGGGUCGCACUAGAACGUCUAGCUCCAACGAAAGGGCAGGAAUCUCAGAUCCGGGUUCUGGAAACACAAGAGGAUACAACUCUACAGCUCUGUUUUGUCAUAAACGGUUUGUUAUUGAAUCAGAGGCUAAUGAGGCUGAGGAGAAUCGUGAUACAUACGCAAACAACCUGCCUAAGUAUUGUAAAGUGUACUCAUUUUGCCAGCAUGGAAAUUCAAAUGGGACCAAGGAUAAGACCUUGAGGUAUGCCACAAAGCCUUGGUCGCUUUGUUGCAGCCAGUGCACUGUCAGUACCACUGAAUGCAACCAUAAUAUUAAAAUUUUGGAGCAUUUUGGGACAGUCAGAAGUGACAAACAAAACCUUCCAGACUCAGGGCUGCAAAUUUGCAGGGACAGUGAAGACACACCAAUUUUAAUGGACUGUGAGGAGCAAGACUGGGCUGGAGAAAAGGACUGUGACGGGUAUGUUCAAAAGAAGGGAACUUUUAAGGAACAUGAGUGCUAUCACUAUGUUCCUAACAUAACUAAUGCCUUCUCAGAUUGUGAGUCUUUGAAUCAAAACCAGACUGAUUAUAUCAGUGAUUCUUCUUGCAACAGCUCAGAUGGGGUGCUAGUAAAUUUCAGUGCCAUUUAUAAUAAAACUAAUAAUGCAGUCCCUGCUACACCAUAUGACCUGGACAGUCCUGCCAAUCAGUCCCGAGGAUCAGGGUCCAUGCACCAGGAUGAAGACUUCAAGCUGAUUCCUUGCUGGUCUCCUGGUGGAGGUGAUCCAAAUUGUAACAUCUACCAGGCUGACUGUAACAGUUUGUCAUCUCAGGAAAUUUCUGAUCUCACUCCCUGUCAAGGUCAGCUGAACACAUACACCAGCAAUUAUUACAAGCUGGUGACCUGUGACCUCUCGUCUCAGUCUGCCGCUAGUCCGGCAUGGUCAUCUUUGACAAGUUGCUCAGAAGCUCACAGCCAUGGAAGCAUGACGCCACCCACAGAAUACUUUCUCUUCGGAAAACCAGAGACAGAGGAUGGGGAGGUGGUUGAAGUCAACCAAAGGGACCUCCAGGCUGAUAAGGACACAGAACUGAAGAGAAGCAAAAGAACCAGGAAGAUUUCAAAGGGAAUAAAUGAAAGAAAGACUCGCAGUAAGACACAUCAUGACAAGUGCAAAGAUCUAGAACCCAAUAGCCAUGAACACACCAGUGCUACAGGAGUAUCUCAGAGCUGGAAUAACAAACCAUGUCAUUCCUUAACAACGCAGGAAGGCCUGCGCCGUGUGCUGAGUUGUCCAAGCCAGAUAAGUGUACCCUCACACAUGCUGAAGCAGCAUAAAACCUCAUUUGCAGAGCUCGCCCACAACAAAAAGAGUGAGAGAAGUCCGUCAGUGGUGAAAAACAGCAAGGGAGAUCCUACUUGCUCCCAGGUCUCCCAGAACAUUUCACCCAUUCAAAGGAAACAUCCUUUGGGACAAAAUGUAACCUUAAUCACAAGCAGGAGUGAGAAGGAAUCUGGGGGCUCUGAAACUGCUGGCACACCACCAUUGGGAGUUCCUGAAUCAUGCCUAGAAGUGGUGCAUUACACUAAACCACAGAGACCUACCUCUCUACCCAUCCAGCCCUUUGUCCUUCAACCACCAUCAGGAAAGCAAUCAAGCAAAGCCCUGGCCUCCCUGAUAAACCAUUACAUGAGCCACAAACAUGGUGCAUCCAAAGGCACUGACCUGCCCAGCCAUUUAGCACCCUCACCUUUGGAGAACUAUUCUUCCAUUCAUCUAGAGGUAACCUCAUGCUCUGAUACCUGCUCUACCUGUACCCCAACCACGAUUGAGCCUCACAUUCGGCCCCAUUGGGCUCCACCCAGCCCACUGUUCUUCCAGGCUCAACCAGACCUUAAAUACAGAAGUACAAAGACCGUAGAACCCAAUCUGCCUAAUAAAAGCCCAGGAGCAAAUGAUACUUGCUUAGAUCAAACCUAUCCAACCCUUAAACCAGGCGUGACAGGCCAGGAAAAGACAUCUCUCAAAUGUUUUCCCAAUAAACAUUUACAGAGCUUCCUUCCUGAGCAAGCUGGCUCACAUCAGACACCUCCAAAAUGUCUACUACCAGAACCAAGAAUGCAAGAGGAGAAUGUUUUUCCUCAUUAUAGCUUGUCCCCAGCCAUUACCUCGGUGACAUGCCUGACCUCUGACAACACCUUUAUACUUCCUGGUGCUGGACGAAACAACUCAGAUGCUGUUCUUCAAGCCCACACCAACGAGAAGCUCUUCGGACCAAAAAAUCUACCCUGCUUCUUAGUGAAAGAACAACAUCAGCAUGGUGACUCAUCCUCUCUGGCUGACAGACCGCCUGAAGAGUUCUGCUCAUCACCAGAUCCCUCCACUAAAUUACUUCCUAUUGAUCUGCUGCAGAGGAAAGACAUGCUGAAAUCUCUGAGCGUAGCAGUGGAUUUGAUCACAGCCCACUUCAGCUCCUGCACAGACCCUAAUGAGAAGUUUAGACUGGGGAACAGCUCACUGUGUCCCAGAAUCAGUCAACUGGUCCUAGAUCAGCUUUGCCCUGCUUUCCGGAACAUUCUCCAGGACGGGUUGAGACCCUUCAAGCUGGAUUUGAUUGUUGGACAACGCAGUAAUAAGCCAUGGAGCGUGGUGGAGGCAUCAACGCAACCAGGCCCGUCCACCCGCAUGCUGCACAGUCUGGUCUCAGUUGUUAAGAAGUGCUCAAAGUUGACCAAUCACACUAUGAGGCUUAAUGCCUUCUUCUUAGGUCUACUGAACUUGUCUGCUUUGGAGUCUUGGUUUUGGCACUUGCACACCUGUGUAGAUGUGAUUGCAGAGUACUACCACCCCUGGGCAUUCCUGGCCUUGUCCCAGGAUCCAGCAUGUAAAUCUCUGUUUCAGGAGCUCCUCCUCCUGCUGCAGCCACUGUCUGACUUGCCCUUUGACCUCCACUUGCUCUCUGAAUCAAGGCUCCAGAGGAGACAGGAGCAGAACCAGCCAUCCGUCCAACAGUCAAAGUUUCUUGCCCUGUCUGGCUGUUCAUUUCUAAAGAUUUCUAACAGGCAGAACAGUGAUGGACAACCGGAAAGAUCUAAAUUGAAGGAGAAAAGAGAACCAUGCACUCCUUCUCAGACGGAAAUCCAUACAUCCUGUAGCACUAACAUACACAAGAUCCUCCCAGGCUGUGCAGUUACAGUUUCUAAACAGUCCACCCAAGAACCGGAGCAGAAAUCAGUUUCAUUUGUUUGCUCAAAAAAGAAGCAUGCUGGAUGGUGGCUCAGCCAGACACCCAUCACUGAACGUGUGAUGGAAGCAGAUUGCUCUGACACCAUUCCUCAUGUAAGAAAUAAUGAGACAUUGGUGGAAAAUGGGGUUAGAAAGAGGGAAGAGUUCUCACUGAGGACUGAUGAGGUCAAACCACCAAAGGAGCUGCGCUGGGCCCGAUUAUUUGGUUCUGGAAUCGGCAGUCCAGUGGCAGUGGAAAAGGCACGAGGACGCAUCAAGCAAAACCAGAGAAUCAGGCCACCUUCACAAUGGCUCCAGCUUGGAGCAUCAAAGAUGGACCAGCUGGCCAAGUCUAUGUGGAGUAAAGAGACGAGCAGAACCUUGUGUCAACUGCAACAACGGCCCAAACUCAAGCAGUGAGAACACUGAUAAAAAGCUAUGUGGACAAGAAGUGUGAAGAGAAGCACAAUCACCUACAAGCCCAAUUAACCUAAAGCGGUAUUUUACUGAUGUUUGGUUUAAUGUAGUCCACAAAAAAAAAGCAUAGCAGAAUCUUCUGUAGGUAUUAAAAUGUAUCUGUUAUGUAGUCAGCUUUUUCAUCAUUCCCUGCAUCUUAAUAUCCAACAUUUCCAAAACAUUUCGAAGUUGGCGAUAGUACACAUUGUUUAACUUUAGACAAAUCUUACAUAACUAUUCCAAAUCAAAGGUUUCCAAACUUGUAUAGUUUAAGGCUCACUUUGUGGAUAGUAAAUGAAAAUGCACUGCUAGCACAUAGUUAACACAUAAAAACAUCUAUGACUCUUAAACAUGUACCAUAUUUUUUAGAUUUAGAUUAGUAGAGUUAAUGAAUUGACAAAAAAAUAUAUUAAAUAUGUCUACAUAGCAGGGGUGGAAAAUACUUGAGUAAUUGUACAUUGUUACUGUAAGUACUCUUUUGGAAGAGUUGUACUUGAAUUGAAUACUUGAACUUUUACUCAAGUACUUGAGUACUUUUACUCAAAUUUUUUUUUUUAUUGCUUAUAUUAUUAUUUUCACCUUCAGUGUACUUGUUACAAAUCUCAAAAUUUUUCGUAUUUUUUCCUAUUUCAUUUUCCUCAUAAUUUUUUAUUAUUAGUAAGAUGGUGUCUCUGGCCGGAUGAGAUUUCCCUUCUCGUAAAUUUGAAAUAUCAAUCUUUAAUAUUUGCCAUCAAACCUAAUAUGUACUGUAUGUUGAGUUAACUUUAGAAUUUUUAAAUUUAGCUAGUUCAAUUAGCUAGCUGGUUAUUUCAUACAUUAGUUUGUUAAAUUACCUAGCUACGUUUUGUAAAUUAUUUUGUUAAAUUAUCUAUUUAGUUAAAUUUCAUAUAUUAGCUUGUUAUAUUAGAUAGUUAGUUAUGUUUUGUACAUUAACUUUUCAGUUAGCUUCAGUUAGCGCAGUUUUUUUGUUUGUUUUGUUUUGUUUUUGACAGUGUGUCUUAGCAUUCAUUCCAAAAAUGAAUUUAAACAUUAGCUAACCAAUAAGCCAAAUUCCAGAUUUGUCUGAGUUAGCAGAAUAUUUUCCUUAUGACUGAUUUCUCAGUGAAUUACCUAGUCAUGUAGGAUCGUUUAAAUGUAGGAGUAUGUUUCAAUGUAGAUACUUUUUGACUUUCAAUCAAACAUUUUUUUGCCUCCAUACUUCUACUUUUAAAUAUUUUGCCACUGUACCUAUACUUUUACUGAAGUACAGUUUCUCUUCACUUUUCUCCACCCCUGCUGAGUAGAGAUACACCUGUUCUAAAGUAUUCUAAAAUUAGAUUUCUUGCCAAAUUUGAGAUAAAUGGUGAACUCGUGAAAAAUUCACCCCAUUGACUAAAGAACCAUUUCACUGGGCAACAGUGAACUUGAAAUUAAAUGCAGAUCUCUAAAAGCAUCUGCUUCUAGCGGCAAAAACGCAAACUACAUGUUUAAAGGAAUAAAAACAUUUUUUUCAACCUGAUCUCUAUCCAUAUGUAAUGUAUCUGUAAUUAGAAUUUCCACAAAUUUCUCUGUACUGAGAAUAGAUCAGAAAGCCUCUUUACGCUGAACUCAUUUAUAAUGAAUGUCUAUAGUGCACUUGUUGGGCAGUCACUAAACAUUUCUGUGUGUUUGUAAAUUAAUCUCUAAACCUGUGUAGUUAGUUUUGUCAGACAAUAAACUGAUUUCACAGUUCUCUGCAGUAGAUUCAGACUUUUGGACCAUGCAUUCAACUAUAGUAUAGAAAAGUGCAUUUCCUGGAAAAAAAAAAUGCAGAGUGACAGCACAGCAUAAGCAAGUCGCCCAAUGAUGCUAAGAAUUUGCUAGGAUUUUCCUAGGUAGUUCCUAUGGUAUUCCAUGUUGUUGGUAUGUGGUUGGUAGGUUGUUGCUACGUGCUUGCUAGGGUGGUUUCUAUGGGAUCUCAAGUGGUUGAUAUGGUGUUGUUUUCUGGGUGUUCUGGUAUUCCAAGAGAUUGCUAGGGUGUUGCUAAUACAUCAUUUUUGACUGUGCAUUCGUGCCAGAAGUAAGGAACAUGGACACCUUUGAUUUGAUGUCACUUGCUGAACUCGGGUAGAAAAGAACUUCCAGGGUUUCCAAGUAGGAAUUCCUAGUUGAAAGAGGCUUUUAUUUGGUCAGAGGUCAAAAAUUCUCAGUGACAAUUUUAGCUGUACACAGCAUAAGCUGUUGCUAUUGUUGCUCCGGUGUUGCUAAAUGGUUGCUAUGUAAUCACAGCCGGUUGCUAGGGUUGUACCAGUUGUCCCAGUGUUCCCCAGCAUGACAAUUAUACAAACUACUGUAUAUGCAUCUAUAUUAGAUAGCUAUAUAGAUAUUUUCCUUCAAAGCAUGUAAUCCAUAAUUAGUUUUUUUUCUAUAAGACACAUAGAGUGAAAGGUACAAGUAUCAAUAUUGCAGGUUCAGUAUUUGAAGAAAUGACUGUAGCUUUCUAACGAAUGAUGUUGCUCUAUGCAGAAGUGUGACCUCUGACCUCCAAGAAUGACACAGUAGAGGAGAGUGGGGCAUGCUGUCACACUUUUCAUUGUUUUUUUUUUUUUACAUUUCUUUCAGUGUAUUAAAAUGUCAUACCAAAUGAAAGAAUGUCUCAGUCUCAGGCACAUAUUUUCUAUUUAUUAUAACUUUAUAUCUUAUUUACGUACAGUGUUAUAGACAGUUCAACAGAGGGUGUGACAAAUUGCCCCGCUCUCCCCUACAUUCAUCUAUGGAACGUUGUCAGAAGGAACGGUAUAUAGUGUACAGGUACAUUUUGAUUCCCAAGGUACAAGCAGUGAUCCUUAGUGGUCCUUCCAAUUAUAAUUAUAUAAAAAUAAUUAUAUACCAUAAUGAUUUUUAAAGUUGCUAGUGUUUGUACUCUGAAAGAACCAGUUUCGUACCAUUUUGUUUGAGAUGAAGUGGUUGAUAUGACGAUAUGUUUACACUAUGACAAGCUUUUCUGACUGUAUUGAAGUUGCCAUCAGUAAUGACCAGCUGUAAAGGAAAUUACUUGAAAAGUCCAGUUGACUAACUGUUUCAUAACAAUAGAGAUUUUAGUCCCAUCAUAACCACAAACAAAUAAAACCUGAGUAAUAACAAAUAUCUAAUUGGAUGAAAACUUUUAUCUCAUAGUUAUAUUUAAAUUUUAUACCAUAUCGCUGCUGAGGUCUGGAUUCUGAUUGGUCAGAAGAUGUUGAUUAAUUUUCUAUAACAGCAGCACUAAUAACAGUGCAGCUGCAAGACACAAUUUUAUAUUAAUGUACUCGUUCUACUAAUACAUCAGUUCAUCAGUUCUCUAGUAAUAGCUUACACAAGGAAUUGUAUGGUGGACGCUCCACAUUAACAGAUUAAAAUAUGUGUGUAGUUGUUGAUAUGAUGCAGUUUUCUGUAAGGUGAUGUUUAUGUACUAUUUAUGAAAGGAGUCUCCAGUGUCGGUGCUUUGUAAGAGUCAGCGGUAAAGCUGUACGUUUUACGACACGGGAAAGUCUUCACGAAAAAAACAUGGAGUUUGCAGUUUGCAGGUUCGUGGUCACGUGACAAGGUGUGUUUUGUUUUUGUCUUAUUAACUUCAAGAGAGCCUGGUAAAGAAACAACUGUUUACAGCUGCUAUAAUGAACUCAUUUCAUGGGUAUUCUGCAACACUAAAUGUAACUAAAGUGGAUAAAAAGUAUGACAUGUCAUUUAUUAAUUGAUUAAAAAGUGUAAUUGUUGGCAAUUUUCUGUGGUAUAAGGGAAACACUUCAGGAUGUGCUGUUUUUGGAAAAUAGUCAACUGUAAGUGUUUUAUUCCUUCCAUAUGAUUUACUUGUUCGUUUUUCUUCCUGAUCCCUAAAACGUUUAAAUAGUGACAAUAUUAAAACAAGAGUCAUUAACCUUAGAUAUUCAUAGGAACUAAAUAUCAUGAAUCCCAUUUAGUUAAAAAUGCUUUAAUUUAUUUAAGUAUUAUGAUUUUUAAAAGUUUUAUUUUCCAAUAUCUCCUGCCACACU
This is a messenger RNA of Pangasianodon hypophthalmus (striped catfish), 8053 nucleotides long. Its product is annotated as AP-4 complex accessory subunit RUSC2. Gene Ontology annotation, cellular component: cytoplasmic vesicle. Bases 204 to 4028 code for a protein of 1274 amino acids. The record is from RefSeq and is a predicted model, not a curated record. Lineage: Eukaryota; Metazoa; Chordata; Actinopteri; Siluriformes; Pangasiidae. The transcript has 11 exons.